AUGGCUCGCCCCGCAGGCUGCUCACAUAGCUUCAAGUUGAUCAAGUCGGACACCACUAUCGUCCUCUGGAACUGUCACUUGUGCCUUGCCCAAAAUCUUCCCUUUAUCUACGAGUGCGAGCGAUGCAAGCUCAAGACUUGCCAGGCUUGCGCAGCCAAAGCAUAG
This is a messenger RNA of Alternaria arborescens, 165 nucleotides long. RefSeq lists its product as hypothetical. The record is from RefSeq and is a predicted model, not a curated record. NCBI's taxonomy places the organism in Eukaryota, Fungi, Ascomycota, Dothideomycetes, Pleosporales, Pleosporaceae. The coding region runs from base 1 to 165 and encodes 54 amino acids. The transcript has a single exon.